Thalassophryne amazonica is the source of this 1390-nucleotide messenger RNA. RefSeq names its product monoacylglycerol O-acyltransferase 2 (gene mogat2). The transcript is spliced from 5 exons. Gene Ontology annotation, molecular function: 2-acylglycerol O-acyltransferase activity; diacylglycerol O-acyltransferase activity. Gene Ontology annotation, cellular component: endoplasmic reticulum membrane. Gene Ontology annotation, biological process: diacylglycerol biosynthetic process; triglyceride biosynthetic process. The record is from RefSeq and is a predicted model, not a curated record. NCBI's taxonomy places the organism in Eukaryota, Metazoa, Chordata, Actinopteri, Batrachoidiformes, Batrachoididae. Bases 56 to 967 code for a protein of 303 amino acids.
UUUACCAACAGCUGCAGUGGUUUGGUUUCUCUCUUCUUUUUUUCUUGUGCAAAAUAUGAAGAUUAAUUUUGCCCCCUGGAACGUGCCCUGCAGCAGGAGGUUGCAGACGGCUGCUGUGCUGCAGUGGGUCUUCUCCUUCCUUGGACUGGAGCCACUGUGUUUAUCAAUAAGCACAUUGAUAAUUUCAAAUUCCAUCACAUUCUGCCAUUAUAAUUCUUAUUUUUCCUCCCAGUUGGUGAAGACAGCUGACCUGGACCCCAGGCACAACUACGUGUUUGGCUUCCAUCCUCACGGCGUGCUGGUGGCAGGAGCCUUCACCAACUUCUGCACCUACGCCACAGGCUUCCCCCAGCUGUUCCCGGGACUCACCAGCUACCUGCUCAUGUUGCCCCUAUGGUUCAGGGCCCCGUUCUUCAGGGACUACAUCAUGUUAGCAGGUCUCAUUCCUUCAGACCAAGAGAGUGCCAGCUAUCCCCUGCAUUGUAAGGGUGGCGGUAAUGCUGUCGUAAUAGCAGUUGGUGGAGCCCCUGAGGCCCUUGAUGCACAUCCCGGUACCUACAAUGUUGUCUUAGCUAAGAAGAAAGGGUUCAUCAAAAUGGCCAUGAAACACGGUGCUCAUCUGGUACCGGUGUUCUCUUUUGGAGAGAAUGAAGUGUUUGAUCAAGUAGGGAACCCAAGAGGAACCUGGCUUCGGUGGACACAGGAACGGCUGCAAAACAUCAUGGGUAUCUCCUUGCCUCUUUUCCAUGCUCGUGGCAUUUUCCAGUACUCCUUUGGUCUGAUGCCCUACAGAAAACCCAUCUAUACAGUAGUGGGACGGCCUAUCAGGGUGGAGAAGAACAACAAGCCAACAGCCAUGGAACUCGAUGACCUUCACCAGCUUUACAUGGAUGAACUCAGCAACCUGUUUGAGGAGCACAAAGCCAAGUAUGGUGUGGAUGACGACAUACACCUGAACUUUGUCUAGACUGAACAAUGGAUGGAAUAUUUAUUUCUAUACAUCAGGACCAUGUUUCUUGAAAACAUCUUAAAUCUCCUAUUGUUAGUUGAAGAUCAUCUAUAAGUGCUUUUGGCAAACUUGACUUCAUGCUGCAGAUAAUUUUACAUUUUGCAGAGUUCUAUAAAUGUGAAUUUAACCUGUUAAUCUGGAAGAAAUUCAGAUGGUGGAACAAGGCACAAAAUGAUUAAUGCGCCAGCUCUGAGGGAAGAUGUGAUUCUUUCAUGCGUGCAUGUCAUUUGGAAAUUUUGUGUUUAAAUUGUAACACAAUGAGGGGAAAAUGCCAAUGAUGCAAGUUUUCUGUUUUGGCCCAACAAUUUCUCAAAUAGAGACAAAGGUUGAAAAAUGUUGCAAAAUGACAUGAAGGGCAGUCGUGUCCAAACACACCAAUAA